AUGGACGCUUCCAUCAACCCACCACCACCAACACACACUAGAAUUCAUUCUAUACUGAGAUUUCCAUGGCUCCGUCGUUCUUCAACCAAGAAGGCAUCAUCCAUGAGAGAGCGCUCCUUCGCCAGAUCGCCAAGUACCAGGGCCAGAAAAAAAGAGAGAAAGAGUAGUCCAGAAGAAGCUGAAGAGCAAGAGAGUAUCGAUGGGAGUGGGGCAAAGACCACACCCUCUUCUUCUGCUGUAGUUCCAAAGCUGGAAAAUGAAGAACUACAAGGAAUUGACAAAGGAGGACCUACUUUGAGGGAGGCAAGAGAAGCAGAAAGAACAUACACAGGCAUUGACAGAAAGAAGGAGAUGCAAAAAGAACAAGGACAAGAGAUUAGUGAUGGCAAAAGUGCAAGGAUCACAUCCUUUCCUCCUCUACUAGUUCCAGAGUUGGCAAAUAAGGAACUAGGAGAAAAUGUCAAAGAAGAACCUACGACAAUGUUGGUUAGAGAAGGGCAAAAAAAGGAAAAAGUGAAGAUAAUACCUCCUAUGCCAAUGCCAGAGGUUAGGCAUGCACAAGAGGAAAGUAUAAAGGAGGAGGAAGAAGAAAAACUAGAGGUCAGUGAUCAUGAGAGUGCAAAAACCACAUCCUCACCUCUACCAGUCACAAAGCAAGCAAAUGAAGAAAGUAGGCUUGGAGGAAUUGGCAAAGUUGAACCGAUAAUGCAAGAGACAAGGGAAGUGUUGGAGAGGAAGCCAGAUUCACUUCCAGAGACUAAACAAGGCCAAAUGGAGAGCAGAGAAAAAGUACAAAAGGUGAGUGACAGUGAUAGUUCAAAGAUCACAUCCUCUCAUCAUCUGCUAGUUCCAAACUUAGCAGAGGAAGAAAGUGAUCUAGGAGGAAUGAGCAAAAAGAAAACUCCAAUUAUGGAAGUAACAGAAGGGCAAGAAAGUGGCACGAUAAAGGAGGAGAAGAUACUUUCUCCUUCAAUGCCAGAGAUUGCAGAAAGUCAGACGGAGAGAAGACAAAAACAACAGGAACAAGAAAUCAGUGGUCAUAAGAGAGCAAAGAUCACACCUGAUUUGCCCAUUCCAAUGAUGGAAAAUAAAGAAAGUGAGCUUGUAGAAACUAAUAAAGAGGAACCUACAAACAUGGAGGCAAUGCACGAAGAAGAAAAAUACACUAGUAAGAGAACAGUGGAACUGAUUCCUCCACUGAUGCCAGAGACUGAAAAACGUCAGACGGAGAGCAACCAAAAAGAACAUGGAGUAUAUGAAACAGAAAAGGAAGAGGUCGAGACGAUGGAGACCAAAAUGCAAGUACCAGGAAUCGACAGAAGCAAUUUGGAAAAUGAUAAUCUGGUGCAAGAGAAAAAAACAGAAGAAGAUAUUCAGGAACGAGAACAGCUAUUGAUUGCUACAAGAAUCUCUGCUCGUUCAGAUCCAACCUCAGCAAAUGCUGCAAUAAGAGCAGGAGUUGCUCCUAGUGGAAAUAUCAGAGGAACUCUUCCUUCUUCAUCAACAAUGUCAGUGCCAACAAAUGAAGAGAGUUCAAAUGAAACGACAAGUUUGGAGAAGAAGUCCCCUUUGCUGAUGCCACAGCUGCAGAAAACCCAAAGCAAAAUUGAGGAAUCCAUGACAAGGGAAGAACAAGGAAGAAGUGCUGAACUGAGCAAUUGUGAAAAAAAGAAAACAUUAAUGCCCUCUCCUUUGAUGCCGAUACCAGAAAAUACAGAUUUGUCGCACAAGACUGAAGUCUCCUCCUCGAUUUCAUCUGUAGAAAAAGGAGAGAAGACAGUGAGUGGUGACGCCAUGCUUUUUGAAAGUGAGCAAGUAGGAGAGGCAGACAUGAGUUGCAAGGCAAGUGCAGAAAAGAUUGUUCAAUCUUCUUCAUCAAUGUUAACACCAACAAGUUCAAAGAGUUUGGCAGGAGAAAGAAAUAGCAAGGAUCCUAACUCUUGCAUUACAAGAGAAGAACACUCAAUGACUAAAAUGGAGUUGGAGAGGGCAUCUAUAUUGAAAAUCAAUUCAGAAAGUAACAAGGAGCUGAAAGCUUUAGACAAACCAGUAAAAGAUAGCCACGGGAGCAAUUCAGGAAUGGACAAUAUAGCUUCCAUCUCUCGUCUGCCUGCCUUAUCAAAGGAAGAGAUUCAGAUUGACAGGAAAAGGCUGAGAGGAAUGGUUAUUACAGAAGAAAAUGAAAAGAUUAUCAAUGAAAGAAACAGCAUGAAUAUGGAGAAUAAUGACAAAAGAGAGGCAAGUGAUGCAAAUAUCUCUGGAACAUAUUCCCCAUCCUCUAUCUUGGCACCAACGAUGAGGGAUGGGGAAGAUGAAGGAAAUAAACCAUUUUCUACUGCUGAGUCAAAGUCAAUAGAUGAAGAUGCAGGACACACAAACAAGGAGGUAAAAAGCCAAGGAAGAGAUAAAGGAGAAAGCACAAGUAAUGGAAGGAGUGCUUGGACAACAAUUGGUGUGAUAGCAAUGAUGGCUGGAAUUACGUGGUUGGGGCAGAUGGUUCUCAUGAAGCGACUAGAAAAAGUUCGAAGGCAAAAGCAUACCUGA
Messenger RNA from Zingiber officinale, 2544 nucleotides. Its product is annotated as WD repeat-containing protein 87-like. The record is from RefSeq and is a predicted model, not a curated record. NCBI's taxonomy places the organism in Eukaryota, Viridiplantae, Streptophyta, Magnoliopsida, Zingiberales, Zingiberaceae. The transcript has a single exon. Bases 1 to 2544 code for a protein of 847 amino acids.